GAGAAAGAACGAGGGGUUAGUGGGGUUGGAAAAUGACCCCGCUAUGUAAUGAGCUGUGGAAAUUUUAUUUUUCUCAAGCUCUCCCACCAAGCAUCACGGACUGACGGCCGUAACUGGCGCAAUCUUUUUUUUUUUCCGUUACUUGUGACAAAUAAUAAACCAAAUUUGACAUUGGCUAUUUGACAUUGGCUACCUCUAAUGAUCUUCGAUGAGUUAUUAGUGUAAUCAUCCUAGUAACCUAACGAAAUCGUAUCGUCAACCUGCCGUGUGCCCCCUCUUCGCUGAUUUGUGAUUUGAUCCCUCAUUUUCUGUCAUAACUUUUUUUAUCUUGACACCAAAAUUGUCGCAUUAAAAGUUAGUCCAAUUCUUCGCCAUGUCGGCACCACAGAGAAUCGCAAUCCUCUCCGUCUUCGACAAGACUGGUUUGUUGGACCUAGCUAAGGGCCUUGUACAACAAAACGUGCGAAUUUUGGCGUCUGGGGGUACAGCUAAGUUGAUUCGCGAGUCUGGAUUUCCAGUCGAGGACAUCUCAGCUAUCACGAAAGCCCCUGAGAUGCUUUCCGGCCGAGUCAAGACCCUACACCCCGCUGUCCACGCUGGUAUACUUGCCCGUAACCUAGCCGCCGACGAGAAGGACCUUGCCGAGCAGAGCAUUGACAAGGUUGACUAUGUCAUUUGCAACCUGUACCCAUUCAAAGACACCAUCUCUAAACCCAACGUCACCGUCCCCGAAGCCGUAGAAGAGAUCGAUAUCGGAGGUGUUACACUUAUUCGUGCCGCUGCCAAGAACCACGCUCGUGUGACGAUCCUCAGCGACCCGAACGACUACGCCGAGUUCCUAAAGGAGCUCCAAACUGGUGAAAUAAAGGAGGCGAGCCGUAACCGAUACGCACUCAAAGCUUUUGAGCACACAGCUGAUUACGACGCUCACAUCUCCGGUUUCUUCCGCGCACGAUACGCCGGCGAGGGUCAGCAGUACCUGCCCCUCCGAUACGGUGCCAACCCCCACCAGAAGCCAGCUGCCGCAUACACAAAAUCUAGCAACCUACCAUUUAAGGUUCUUGGGGGAGCCCCUGGCUACAUCAACUUGCUUGAUGCUUUAAACAGUUGGCCGCUAGUGAAGGAACUAAAGGCAGCUCUAGGAAUGCCUGCUGCCGCGAGUUUCAAGCAUGUUUCCCCCGCAGGCGCUGCCAUUGGCGUUCCCCUAAGCGCCGAAGAGCGCAAGGUCUACUUUGUUGAUGAUAUCCAAGGCAUUGAGACCUCGGGAUUGGCGCAAGCUUACGCACGAGCUCGAGGAGCCGACCGAAUGAGCAGUUUCGGAGAUAUCAUUGCUCUAAGUGAUGUAGUAGACGUCCCUACUGCUAGCAUUAUCUCGAAGGAGGUCUCCGACGGAGUCAUUGCUCCUGGAUAUGAGGCUGCCGCUUUGGAGAUUCUCAAGAAAAAGAAGGGAGGUAAAUACCUCGUACUGCAGAUUGACCCCGAAUACCAGCCCGACCCUACUGAGGUUAGGACUGUGUAUGGUGUAACUCUCACCCAGCACCGAAAUGACAUCGAUAUCUCACCGUCUUCCUUCAACCGUACUAUCACGCCGAAGGACUUUGCUCUGCCAGAAUCUGCUGCUAGGGAUUUGACUGUCGCCACAAUUGCCGUUAAGUACACACAGAGCAACUCAGUCUGCUAUGCUAAAAAUGGACAAGUUGUUGGUCUCGGAGCAGGCCAACAAUCACGUAUUCACUGCACCCGACUUGCGGGUGACAAGGCCGACAACUGGUGGUUGCGCUUCCACCCUCGUGUUUUAUGCAUCAAGUGGAAGAAGGGUACCAAGCGACCCGACAAGAGCAAUGCCAUCGACCUGUUGGUGAGCGGCGAGUUGCCAAAGGGUGGUCCUGAGCGCGAGGCUUUCGAGGCUGUUUUCGACGAGGUACCUGCUUCAUUCACCGAAGAGGAGCGCAAUGGUUGGCUCAGCAAGCUAGAUGAUGUUGCUGUUUCUAGUGACGCUUUCUUCCCUUUCGUCGACAACAUCUACCGUGCGCACCGAUCUGGCGCCAAGUUUAUUGCGGCUCCCGGUGGCAGUCAGAAUGACUCCGCCGUUUAUGAGACGGCUGAGAAGCUUGGUAUUGUUUUCGUGGAGCAAAACAUCCGGCUCUUCCACCACUAAAAAAAGGGCGAGGUUGGGACGUGAAAUGGUUGGUGGGAUAGGAUAGAUAAAAAGCAAAAAAAAAAAAAAAUGAAAGCCAAAAUAUGGACAAGAAGAUACCCGGUGUAACAAGGCAGGGUCAAGGAGGCGGGGGCCGGUAUUAACUACUAGGUGGGGGAAAUGGACUAUCAAUCUGGGAAUACUGAAUGUUCUUUUGCAGAGAUCUCGAGUUUACCAGUUUCAACCUAUUAAUGAAGAGUUCGACGAUAAGUAAAACAUAUUGCACGUAUGAGACAAUGAUUGUGGCCAACCUUCGCGUCAAUAAAUGGGGUUCCUUUGAAAGAGACAAGAAAAACUAGUCUAACUACGUCGCGAAACAUAAUCAUCACAAGGGGAGGAAUCAAGAAAAUCGGGA
Hypoxylon trugodes is the source of this 2552-nucleotide messenger RNA. RefSeq names its product AICARFT/IMPCHase bienzyme. Bases 374 to 2158 code for a protein of 594 amino acids. Lineage: Eukaryota; Fungi; Ascomycota; Sordariomycetes; Xylariales; Hypoxylaceae. Gene Ontology annotation, biological process: 'de novo' IMP biosynthetic process. Gene Ontology annotation, molecular function: phosphoribosylaminoimidazolecarboxamide formyltransferase activity; IMP cyclohydrolase activity. The transcript has 3 exons. The record is from RefSeq and is a predicted model, not a curated record. Gene Ontology annotation, cellular component: cytosol.